Messenger RNA from Trichophyton verrucosum HKI 0517, 1173 nucleotides. RefSeq lists its product as uncharacterized. The transcript has 5 exons. Bases 1 to 1173 code for a protein of 390 amino acids. The record is from RefSeq and is a predicted model, not a curated record. Gene Ontology annotation, biological process: mitochondrial respiratory chain complex IV assembly. NCBI's taxonomy places the organism in Eukaryota, Fungi, Ascomycota, Eurotiomycetes, Onygenales, Arthrodermataceae. Gene Ontology annotation, cellular component: membrane; mitochondrion.
AUGGGUUGUGCACGGGCCAAUCAGAGAGACAUCAAAAGGAAAAAAAAGACAUUAAAAUCCGAAGAAUCCGACGAAGUUUUUGGUUUCUUUUCUUCCGCAGCGAUCGAGACGAGACGAGACGAGACAAGGAGGCAGACGGGAAGGCUGGACGAUAUCAAUUCGAUUAUAUUGGACUGGGAGCGGGCUGGAAGUUGGAAGCUUUCGCCGCCGGAUGUCAUAACCUACCGACCUGGUACCAGCAGCAGCAACAACAAGCAACAACCCUUGAGAUGGCAGCACCAUUUACUCUACUACGACGGUUUUCGCCCUCGUGGCUGGGCAUCAGGACGGAGGGAAGCAUGGCUACGGGUUGAUCAUACUAGGUACGGAGCAUAUCUGAGACUGCUUGCUUUUCUUUUCUUUUUUACUCUUUUAUGUGGUUAUAAGUCCUGUGCUAUCAUUCCGGUCACAGCAUUCGCCCUGGGGACAUGGCAGGUCCAGCGCCUCGAGUGGAAAUCAAACCUGAUAGCGAAGUUCGAAGACCGUCUCAUCAAGCCGCCGCUGCCUCUUCCCCCGGUCGUCGACCCUGAUUCCGUCGAAGACUUUGAAUAUCGACGGGUAUAUGCAAAAGGCCGUUUACGACACGACAAAGAGAUGUUGAUUGGGCCCCGCAUGCAUGAAGGAAAGGAUGGCUAUCUCGUCGUGACGCCACUGGAAAGAGGGGAGGGUGAAAGCACAAUCCUUGUCAAUCGCGGUUGGAUUGCAAAGUCGCUGGAGCGGCAGUCGGAGCGGAGGGAAGGGCUGCCGCAGGAAGAGGUCGUGGUCGAGGGGCUGCUGCGGUCACCGUGGAAGAAGAACAUGUUUACGCCCGAUAACAAGCCUGAGGAGGGCAAAUUCUACUUCCCGGACGUCAAGCAGAUGGCCGAGCUGACCGGCAGCCAGCCGGUCUGGAUAGAAGAAACGAUGGUUCUGGCUGACAAGUCAACAGUGCAGGACAUCUUGUCCAUGUACACAAGAGAGGACAAGGGUAUACCAAUUGGUCGUGCAGCGGAAGUCAACCUCCGCAACAACCAUGCUCAGUACAUCUUCACCUGGUACGGGCUCUCCCUGGCCACCGCCAUCAUGCUGUGGAUGGUUGUCAAGAAACGGCCGAAUGAAGCAGUUCGACGGGUCCGUCAGAACAAGAGCUGGUAA